Halichondria panicea is the source of this 1310-nucleotide messenger RNA. Its product is annotated as procathepsin L-like. Gene Ontology annotation, molecular function: cysteine-type endopeptidase activity. Lineage: Eukaryota; Metazoa; Porifera; Demospongiae; Suberitida; Halichondriidae. Gene Ontology annotation, cellular component: lysosome. The coding region runs from base 148 to 1152 and encodes 334 amino acids. The transcript has 8 exons. The record is from RefSeq and is a predicted model, not a curated record.
GGCUAUUAGCAUAAUAAAAUGGACAAAGCAAUUUACUACCGUCAGUUUUCUAUAAGUAGAGAGUUCUCAUUUUAAACAGUAUAGAGUCACAUCAGAGCUAGAACAAAGAUUGCCAGUGGAAUCACCAUUUCAUCAAAAAUUCAAACUAUGCUCGUGUCAGUAAUAGCAGUACUGGGUCUCGUUGCAGUCUCCUCCGCCGUGGAGCCAAAGUAUGAGUUUGUGGAGGAAUGGCAAGUGUGGAAGUCUCGACACGAAAAAAUCUACGACACACAUCUUGUAGAGCUAGAGAAACAUCUUACCUGGUUGUCUAACAAGAAAUACAUCGAGCAACACAAUGCCAACUCUCACAUUUUCGGCUUUACUCUUGCAAUGAACAAGUUUGGAGACAUGACUGAGCUGGAAUGGACAGACUACCUCUCAACGUACCAAGUUAGAGAACAGAACGAGAAUGGAAACUACUCCAAGACCUUUCAGCCUGAAUCCCAAGUCUACGAUUAUCCAGAGGCUGUAGAUUGGAGAACAAAGGGAGCAGUGACUGCCGUGAAGGACCAGGGAGACUGUGGAGCUAGCUAUGCAUUCAGUGCCAUGGGUGCUCUUGAGGGAGCUUAUGCUUUGGCUCACGGUGGGAACAGAGAGUCACUCAGCGAGCAAAACAUCAUCGACUGCUCAAUUCCCUAUGGAAACCACGGUUGCCAUGGUGGAAACAUGUACGAUGCUUUCCUAUAUGUGAUAGCUAAUGAUGGAGUAUCAAAAGAGAGCGCAUAUCCUUUCUUUGGAAAGCAAUCAUACUGCAACUACCAGAAGACGUACCGAGGCACCUCCAUGUCUGGCAGUGUGUCUAUUAAGAGUGGGAGUGAGGAGGACUUGCUAACAGCUGUGGCUAAUGUGGGGCCAGUUUCUGUGGCCAUUGAUGGUGCUAACAGUGCCUUCAGGUUCUACUACAGUGGAGUGUAUGAUUCUUCCCGAUGCACCAGCUCUAGUCUCAACCACGCCAUGGUCAUCACUGGCUACGGUUCUUAUUCUGGAAAGAAAUACUGGCUAGCUAAGAACAGCUGGGGGACCAACUGGGGACAGAGUGGAUUUGUGAUGAUGGCCAGGGACAAGUACAACCAGUGUGGUAUCGCCUCAGAUGCAUCCUACCCUACACUCUAACUUCAAUGUCUCCACCAUAGCUUAACUACAUACACUCUAUUAACAUUAACAUAAGACAUUCUGUGAUUUAACUAUCUAGCUCUAAUUGAUUGUUCUCUAGUUACCCAAUCUGUAUAAUUGUUUGUAGUCCAUGUUGUAAUUCUUAUUUUGUAAAAGAA